AAAGCUUCUGACAAUCAGAUCCAUCAAAUAAAUGUUGAGAUUGUUAAACAAUCUGUCACUGUUAAAACCAUGUUAGAAGAUUUGGGAAUGGAUGAGGAUGAAGAUGAACCUGUUCCACUACCUAAUGUUAAUGCUGCUAUAUUAAAGAAGGUAAUUCAAUGGUGUACCUUCCAUCGGGAUGACCCUCCACCACCUGAAGAUGAUGAAAACAAAGAAAAAAGAACAGAUGAUGUUUGCUCCUGGGAUACAGAAUUUCUUAAAGUUGACCAGGGCACCUUGUUUGAGUUGAUUUUGGCUGACAACUACUUAGAUAUCAAAGGCUUGCUUGAUGUAAUAAACUAUUAG
Molecule: messenger RNA, 345 nt
Organism: Physella acuta
Lineage: Eukaryota; Metazoa; Mollusca; Gastropoda; Physidae
Product: S-phase kinase-associated protein 1-like
Biological process (GO): ubiquitin-dependent protein catabolic process
Source: RefSeq, a predicted model, not a curated record